AUGAAAUUCGAAGAUUGUGAUCUCUCAUCGGUCACAAUUGAAUCGACAUGGAAAGAGGCGAAGAAAACGACCCAGGAAAUGGCAAUGGGAACAGAUCAGCAAAAUCUAAAAGAAAUCGGUACGGAUCCGAUGAAAUUCCCCGAAAAGGAAACGCAAACCGAUGAGCGGACAAAGAACGAUCGAGGGGAUAUUCGGGGGAAAAUCGAGGAAAAGAUUCACACUCAUUCAAGCGGCGUUUGCCCCCAGAGUGCCGCUUUUUCAUCAACUGGCAUCUUGGCUGUUGGCAAUGCGAAUGGAGAUGUGAUCAUUGCACAAGGCGAAUCACUCUUGUCCACAAAUAAGAUUCAUUCCCUAUCAGUGAGCUAUUUAUGUUGGACAACGUCGACAACACUGAUCACAACGUCACUUGAUGGAUCAAUUACACAAUCGAAUCUUAAAGGGAAUCGUUUAGAGAUAAUAAAGACGAAAAGUCUCUCUGUAAGCGAUCUACCAUCAAAACAUCGAAAAGCAUCAUCUUCAUCAAAGGCUUUACUAGACGUGCGAUUGUUCAAUGGUGCCACCCAAUGCUCGGUGAGUCCACAGGAUGGAGCGACAAGAAUACAUUCAAUUGAUGGAACACUUUUGGAUGCUGUGCGGAUUGAGGCACAAAUGUUUGAGACAAUGAACGGCAAUCUGUUGAUUCUCUCCGAUCGGGAAACCCUCGUUUUCUAUAACGUUGACGAGAAAAAGGAGGUUUAUCGUGAGAAAUUGGCAACGCAAGCGUUGGCGGCAAAUUCGCAAGAUGAAAUAUUUCUGAUUGAUGCAAAGAAUAAUAUCUUGUGCUUUAAAGUCGCCAGAAAG
Messenger RNA from Mesorhabditis belari, 840 nucleotides. Lineage: Eukaryota; Metazoa; Nematoda; Chromadorea; Rhabditida; Rhabditidae. The record is from the annotation of a GenBank genome assembly.